UAAUUUCAUUGAGCGCCUCUUCUAUUAUUGCAGCUACAUUUUCAGAAAAUCUGCUGAUUUAAGUUUUGUGGAGACAUGUGUUAAAAACGUUUGAAGAAAACGGUUGUUGAUUGGGGGCAAAUAACGAAUGGUAUCCGACAAGCGGCCGGAAGAGAGACGUGCGCACGCAGUGGAGAAUUCUUUCAUUCUGUUCUGUUGCCUGUCAAAGUACUGGCCUUUAUUUUCCAUAAUUAUUGGAAGAAUCCCGAAAAUUGAGAAUUUUCAUCUAAAUUUAAGUGCUAGUUUUGAUUAAAACAAAAUGCCGAAGAAUAAAGGAAAAGGAGGUAAGAAUCGUAGGAGAGGAAAGAACGAAAAUGAAACUGAAAAACGUGAAUUGGUUUUCAAAGAAGACGGUCAGGAAUAUGCACAAGUUACAAAAAUGUUGGGAAACGGUAGGCUGGAAGCUAUGUGCUUUGAUGGCGUGAAGAGGUUAUGUCAUAUUCGUGGAAAACUUAGAAAGAAGGUUUGGAUAAACCAAGGCGACAUAAUUCUCAUAGGUUUACGUGAUUACCAAGAUGCCAAAGCGGACGUUAUUUUGAAAUACACGCCGGACGAAGCGCGUAACUUGAAAACGUACGGGGAAUUCCCAGAAUCGGUUAGAAUUAAUGAAACCGUCACGUUCGUGGAAGAAGGUUUCGACGAAGAUAUCGAAUUCGGCGACGACAUUAGUUCGGCGGACGAGGCCGACCCUGUAGACGGCAUCUGAUGACAUAGCGAUUCGUACCUCUGCCUCCUCAUACCGAUAAAAAUAUUUAGGAAAAACAAUCAUGUUCAUUAAUAUCUAAUGAUUGAAUUUAAUAAAGCUACUAUCAAGUUACAAACUGUGAAUUUUUUGUGUCCAGAAUUGAAUUAAUAUUAUUGUUAUAUUUCUGUGAGAAUGUCUCAAAUAGGAAUAUUACUCUAGGAUAUAGAAUGAUUGUUAUAUAUGUGUAAUAUUUUGUACAAUUCGAUUUUUCUGUUUUUUCUUUUUUAAAGGCGACAAAAAAACUGUAAAAGCGUUAAUAAAUCGCAG
Messenger RNA from Psylliodes chrysocephalus, 1051 nucleotides. The record is from the annotation of a GenBank genome assembly. Lineage: Eukaryota; Metazoa; Arthropoda; Insecta; Coleoptera; Chrysomelidae.